Messenger RNA from Cherax quadricarinatus, 2530 nucleotides. RefSeq names its product retinol dehydrogenase 13. The record is from RefSeq and is a predicted model, not a curated record. Lineage: Eukaryota; Metazoa; Arthropoda; Malacostraca; Decapoda; Parastacidae.
GAACUCAGCUCAAAGGUCCACCAGCACUCUCCAUCACUGCAACACCGAUCUCAGAGCUCCAACAGCACUCUCCAUCACUGCAACACCGAUCUCCCAGCACCACCAGCACUCUCCGUCACUGCAACACCGAUCUCAGAGCUCCACCAGCACUCUCCAUCACUGCAACACCGAUCUCAGAGCUCCACCAGCACUCUCCAUCACUGCAACACUGAUCUCUGAGCUCCACCAGCACUCUCCAUCACAGCAACACCGAUCUCAGAGCUCCACCAGCACUCUCCGUCACAGCAACACUCUGGAAGUCUCAAUUUCCUGCAGUUAAUUAGCAAUUAAAUUAAAGCAGGGUAGCGUGUUUCUAUUGCAGCAGCAACAGCAGAGAGCAGAAUGUUGUUGGAGGUACUAGCGGCACUGGUGGCACUGGUGUUGACUCUACGGGUCUACUACAGGGUUAUUUCCGGUCGGUGCCACUCCAAGACGUCACUUAUUGGCAAAACUGCAAUUAUCACUGGUGGCAGUGCAGGUAUUGGGAAGUACACAGCCAAGGACCUGGUGCGUCGAGGAGCGAGGGUGAUCCUUGCUUGUAGGAACCUGGAAAAGGCGAGCAAAGUGGCAGUGGAGAUCAGAGAGUCUCCAGGUAGCGUCGGGGAGGUGGUCGUGCGACAUCUGGAUACCUCCGACCUCACCUCCGUCAGGAAGUUCGCCGAGCAAAUACUCCAGACAGAGACUGCCAUCCAUAUCUUGAUCAACAACGCUGGUAUCCUGGGACCGAAGGAGAAGCAGCUGACCGAAGAUGGAUUAGAACUGACCAUGGUGACCAACCACUUCGGUCACUUCCUCCUCACCAACCUCCUCCUAGGGUUGCUGAAGAAAAGUGCUCCUAGCCGGGUGAUCAACGUGACGUCCUCAGCCCAUUCAUACCUCAAGAAGCUGGACCCAGAUUCGUUGAACUUCGAACACGACAAGUACUCCGUAAUGGCAGCUUACGGACAGAGCAAGCUGUGCAACGUGCUGUUCACCCAGGAGCUGGCUGUCAAGCUGUCAGGCUCAGGGGUGACAGCCAACAGUGUUCACCCCGGGGGCGUCAACACUGGAAUACUGGAUGCUCAUCCCCUGAGCCUCAUGGUCUGUGCCAUGAAGAUUUUGUUCCUCACUGUCUGCAAGAAUCCAGAGUUGGGAGCCCAAACUUCCAUCUAUCUAGCUGUGGCGGAGGAAGUAGAUGGAGUGAGCGGACGAUACUUCGUAGACUGCAAGGAAGCUGAGCCGUCCCAAUUAGUCCAACAAAAGCAUCUAGCCCAGCAACUGUGGAAGGCCAGUGAAGUGGCUGUUAAACUUCAACCCCACGAGAAGCACUACUAGCUAGCUGUUUACUAGCCCAGCUAGCUCUUUACUAGCCCAGCUAGCUCUUUACUAGCCCAGCUAGGUCUUUACUAGCCCAGCUAGCUCUUUACUAGCCCAGCUAGGUUUUUACUAGUCCAGCUAUCUCUUUACAAGACCGAUUAGGUCUUUACUAGCCCGGCAAGCUCUUUAGUAGCCCAGCUAGCCCUUUACUACCUCAGUAAGUCUUUAAUAACCCAAGUAGCUCUUUACUAUUCAAAUUAGCUCUUUACUAGCCUAGCUACCUCUUUACUAGCCCGGCUUAUCUUUACUAGCCCAACUAACUCUAUACUCUCCCAGCACUGUCUUUACAUGCACAGUUAGCUCUCUACUAACCCAGCUAGGUCUUUAUUAGCCCAGCUUGCUCUAUGCUAGCCCAGCUAGAUUUUAACUAGCCUAACUACCUCUUUACUAGCCCAGCUAGCUGUAUACUAACCCAACUAGGUCUUUACCAGCCAGGCUAGUUCUUUUCUAGCCCAAAGAGAUUUUUCUAGCCCAGCUCCCUCUUAAUUAGCCCAUCUAGCUCUAUACUAUCCCAGAUAAGAUUUUACUAGAACAUAAGAAUGGAGAAACACUGCAGAAGGCCUACUGGCCCAUACUAGGCAGGUCUUUCUCAAAACCAUCCAGUCCCACCCUUUUAUUUGCUUAACCUUUUCACAAAGCUAUUCAGGGUCCUAGUUUCUAUUAGCUCACUAGGUAGAUUGUUUCAUCACCUAGUCAACAACUAGCACAACAUUCUCUACCUUCUAGCUAGCUACUAGUACAGUAAUAUACAUUCUAGCCAGAUACUAGCACAGUAGUCACUACCUUCUAGCCAGCUACUAACAUAGUAGUAUUUACCUUCCAGCUAGCUACUAGCACAGUAGUCACUACCUUCUAGUCAGCUACUAGCACAGUACAUUAUAAGAGUACAAAUGCAAAAUGAGUUAUGCAAUAAUUUAAUAUCUAGUUGAUUAGUGAUUUGCAUAUUCCUAAAUUAAUGCACAGAGACACAGAGAAAGACAGACAGAUAGAGAGACAGACAGAUAGAGAGACAGAGAGCGAGAGAGAGAGAGAGAGAGAGAGAGAGAGAGAGAGAGAGAGAGAGAGAGAGAGAGAGAGAGAGAGAGAGAGAGAGAGAGAGAGAGAGAGAGAGAGAGAGAGAGAGAGAGAGAGAGAG